AAGUAAUUUUAAAUGAAUUCGUUCUUUUUCUUCCAAUUAAACAAGUCUAAAGUGAAACUAAUUCAUAAGGUAUAAAUAAAUAAAUCCUACUAAAGUAAAAAACCGGUGAGAGGGGAUUCCGUCGAAGAUAAGGAUGGACGACGGCCGGAAUUGCAACGGCACAGUCGUUAAAGAAGCGGAAAAUCAAAAGCAGACGGUGUGCAGACGGUGCAAACAGCUGUACACGGCGGUAUCCAAUUCUCCUGAUUCUUGCCGAUUUCACCCCUCAUUCUUCGUCUGCCGCCGCCACGACGAUCAAAAGAGGUACUACGAACUGGGGCCAGACGAUCCGCCCUAUGCCGCCAAGUUCUAUGACUGUUGUGGAGCUGAAGACCCAGAUGCACCCGGCUGCACCACCGGUUUUCAUAUUUCAUACGAUGAUGAAUAAUCACAUCCCAGUUACCGCUACCAUUGUGCAUAAAUAAGAUGGACAAGGCCACGAAUUUCACGGGCGACAUCACCACAGCCAAACAUGGAUCCAUCUAAAUGAAGCUGGUGAGAAUGCAGAAAGAGCCUCGUGACAACAUAACUUUUUCUAGUUGAAGCUGGCAUGAAGAAUAAAUGAUAGAUAACAUAAGUGGUACACCUCUUUUUAGUCUGUAUCUGUCCCCACGUUUGCACACUGUCCAUUUUGAUUUCACCUCCAUGUCCAUGUGCAUGCUUUUAUUUUAUUUAAUACGCAUAUUUGCAAUCUUGAAAUUUCAAUAUGACAUAUUGUGGUGCUACAUUAUUUAUUAUCUGCCAGUUAAGUGUCAACUCAUUUGGUUUGGAUUCUCGGAAACGUACUGCUCCGAAUUAGUAGGUUUUUGUGUCAGAAAUUGUACUAACUUAUACUAGUUGUAAAAUACUCCGAAUUAAUAAUGUAAAAUAGUUUUGUUGUUA
Molecule: messenger RNA, 921 nt
Organism: Salvia miltiorrhiza (redroot sage)
Lineage: Eukaryota; Viridiplantae; Streptophyta; Magnoliopsida; Lamiales; Lamiaceae
Exons: 2
Coding region: 134-427 (97 amino acids)
Source: RefSeq, a predicted model, not a curated record